Messenger RNA from Grammomys surdaster, 3307 nucleotides. It is a transcript of the gene Micu3, whose product is annotated as mitochondrial calcium uptake family member 3. The coding region runs from base 41 to 1612 and encodes 523 amino acids. Gene Ontology annotation, biological process: calcium import into the mitochondrion; mitochondrial calcium ion homeostasis. Gene Ontology annotation, cellular component: uniplex complex. The transcript has 15 exons. The record is from RefSeq and is a predicted model, not a curated record. NCBI's taxonomy places the organism in Eukaryota, Metazoa, Chordata, Mammalia, Rodentia, Muridae. Gene Ontology annotation, molecular function: calcium ion binding.
CCGCCCCCCUCUCCCCUCCGCUGGGCCCGCAGCUCCCGCUAUGGCUGCGCUGCGGAGGCUCCUGUGGCCGCCGCCUCGGCUGUCGCCGACGCUCGCCCCUCAGCAGCCCUUCCUCUCGCCGUGGGGACGGCCUGCGGGGACGACUCCGGGGAUGUCGGGCCGCCCCUUCUCCUGCCGGGAGGAGGACGAGGGGGCCGUAGCGGAGGCGGCGUGGCGGCGGCGUCGCUGGGGCGAGCUGAGCAUCGCGGCGGCAGCGGGCGGGGGGCUGGUCGGCCUCGUGUGCUACCAGCUGUAUGGGGACCCCAGAGCCGAGCCCUCGGAGCUAGCGGCCCCAGAGCUCGACGACCUGCCCCGCGGUAGGGGGCUGCUGCCCAUCCCGGUUGCUGCUGCCAAGGAGACGGUUGCUACUGGCAGAGCUGUUACUGAAGACUUGGACCUCUGUGCUACAUCUCGAGAGAGACGGUUUCGUUUAUUUGCAUCUAUAGAAUGUGAAGGACAGUUAUUCAUGACUCCACAUGAUUUUAUUCUGGCUGUUACAACAGAUGAGCCCAAAUUUGCUAAAACGUGGAAGUCACUUUCUAAACAGGAAUUAAGUCAGAUGCUCUCAGAAACUCCACCAGUUUGGAAGGGAUCAUCAAAGCUUUUUCGAAAUCUUAAAGAAAGAGGUGUGAUUUCUUACACAGAAUAUCUUUUUCUUUUAUGUAUUUUAACAAAGCCCCAUGCAGGUUUUAGAAUAGCUUUCAACAUGUUUGACACUGACGGAAAUGAGAUGGUGGAUAAAAAAGAAUUUUUGGUGCUUCAGGAGAUAUUCAGAAAAAAAAAUGAAAAGAGAGAAACAAAAGGAGAUGAAGAAAAACGUGCAAUGCUGCGUCUUCAACUUUAUGGAUACCAUUCUCCUACUAAUAGUGUACUUAAAACAGAUGCUGAGGAACUUGUCUCUAGAAGCUACUGGGAUACCCUGAGACGUAGCACAAGCCAGGCGCUCUUCUCAGACCUUGCAGAGCGUGCUGAUGACAUCACAAGCUUAGUAGCAGAUACUACACUUCUGGUACACUUUUUUGGAAAGAAAGGAAAAGCUGAGCUCAACUUUGAAGAUUUUUAUAGAUUUAUGGAUAAUCUACAAACAGAAGUUCUAGAAAUAGAAUUUCUUUCCUACUCUAAUGGAAUGAAUACUAUCAGUGAAGAAGAUUUUGCCCAUAUUCUUUUACGAUAUACUAAUGUGGAAAAUACAUCAGUAUUUUUGGAAAAUGUGCGCUACAGUAUACCUGAAGAAAAGGGUAUCACAUUUGAUGAAUUCAGGUCAUUUUUCCAGUUUCUAAACAACUUAGAAGACUUUGCAAUAGCUCUCAAUAUGUAUAACUUUGCAAGCCGUUCUAUAGGACAAGAUGAAUUUAAGCGUGCUGUAUACGUAGCUACUGGACUGAAACUUUCACCACAUUUGGUGAACACUGUCUUCAAGAUUUUUGAUGUUGACAAAGAUGACCAAUUAAGUUAUAAAGAAUUUAUUGGGAUUAUGAAAGACAGACUCCAUAGAGGGUUCCGGGGUUAUAAAACAGUCCAGAAGUAUCCGACCUUCAAAUCCUGCCUGAAAAAGGAACUUCACAGCAGAUAAAUCCUCCUAAACAAGAAUUGAAGGAUUAUGAUCUCUGUGACCAGGCAAGAAGCAAGAUUUUGAGUGGAUCCAGUGUAAGGUCAGAGCAUGCAGAAAAUGAAGGGAACAUGAAAUGCUAUGAAAUUUACAUUUUUUUUCCUUGAGUGAAGUUUGUCACCGUCAAUCAGGAAAACUGCAUCUUCUAAUAACAAACAGGAAUUGAGCCCCGAGCACCACCAGAGAAAACUUGCUGCAAACACUAAAUAUAAUCAGCUGAGCUUUCACCGUUAUUGACUGGUCUAACUUCUUCAUUCCCUACACAUGGGUAGUCCUGAUGACUAUCUGAGAAUAUUUAGAUUGUUUAUUUAUUUAUUAGAAAUGUCCUUUAUUUCAGAAUAAUUUAUGAAGGAUAGAAUAUAGAUGGAAACAUAUUUUCUUCAGGUUUGCACUGUGAGCGUGUUUUCAUACAGUGAAUAUUGCUUCAGGUUUGUUUUGGGGCCUACAAUUGUUAGUAAGUCUCUGUUAUUUAUCUAGUAUUUAAUUAUACUGAAGUCAUUUCAGAAAACAAGUGAAAAUUUACUAAGCAAUAGGAUGGUUUACAUUGUACUUUCAGCUUUUAAAAGUACUUAUAUAAUAUACAUUGUUGGAUUUAUGUAAAUUUUUGGGUUUUUUUUUUGCUGUUCUUUGUGUGUUUUGUUUUGUGUGUGGUUUUGUACCAAAGCCAACAGAAAUUCAGGUAUUUUAUUUUAAAAGAAAUUUAGAUUUUUUUUAAGAAAACACAGCAGUCAAUCCUGGGAUUCCUACUUGCAGCUGUGACAUAUGGAAAUAAGAUCAGUAACAUAUUGGAUAUUGUUAAUAUAUGUCUAUAGCAUCAAAACUAAUAUAAAUGGCCUAGAAGGUUGAUGUAUAUUUAUUUAAUAGGUAGAAAAUAGUGUUUUGUUUCUUGAAAAAAAGGACCACAUGCAGAAUUGAUCUAAACAGUCAAUAGUGAUGAAUCAUUUAUAUGUAAUCCAUUGUAUCAAAACACUAUGUCUUAAAAGGGAAAAUAAAACUUUCUCUUGAAAAACCUCACUUGAGAGACUAGCCAGAAUGGCUCACAACUCUAAGUCUGCCUAGGCUCUAGUGCAAGCGAGCUCAAGCCAUCUCACCAACUUUGAAGAACCCUGCCAACAAUAAAACUUCUAGGGAAGUAAGUAGCUUAGUGGCAGAGGGUUUGCCUGCCUUAGGUUUAAUUCCCAACUCUGAAAAAGAAAGGGAAGGGAAAGGAAGGAACAGGAAGGAAAUGGAAAGAAAGAAAUAGAAAAAGAAAAAAAUAAAUCCUAGAUUUUCACGUUGAAAAAAAUUUUAGAAUAUUUAAUAGAACUUUGGCUACCUGAUAAAAUUGGUUUAUACAAGGGUAUAUAAAAUAAUACAAUGAGUUUAAGCUAAUAUAUUUAUGUAUUGCAUGUCAAAAGAUUAAUAGAUUCAUUUAUCUUCUUUUAUAAAAUGUACGUAGUAUAAAUUGCAUACACUCCAACCAUUACUUUGCUUUUACAUAGGAAAAUAGGAAACACUGGCUGUAUUUUAAGUUAUUGAAUGUGAAAUUGGUCUGCACCAGCCUAUUUGUAAACUGUUAUUUUGGUGUUAUUAGUAUUGAUUAUGUUUUUUAGACCUUUCCACAUUCUUUGUCUGAUAUUAUUUAUUGCACCAAUAAAGAAAUAGAAAUGUGCAAAUGCA